GGAGGCUAAAAACUUUAAAGAGAUUGCCAUCGAUAACGAAGAUAUUUCAUGUACUGUAUUAGCAAUAGAAUAUUUGGGUGUAGUGAUGUUUGGGCAGUUUAAGGAUGUGUGUGUGAUGUGUUGGAAAAAGGCUAGCAAAGCACUGAAGAAAUUAGUUGAUGAAAAGGAGUUUGAAGGCGUUUUUAAGAAAGCCAGAGAUUGA
Messenger RNA from Acaulospora morrowiae, 202 nucleotides. NCBI's taxonomy places the organism in Eukaryota, Fungi, Glomeromycota, Glomeromycetes, Diversisporales, Acaulosporaceae. The record is from the annotation of a GenBank genome assembly.